Bacillus rossius redtenbacheri is the source of this 4394-nucleotide messenger RNA. RefSeq names its product xanthine dehydrogenase-like. Bases 240 to 4283 code for a protein of 1347 amino acids. The record is from RefSeq and is a predicted model, not a curated record. NCBI's taxonomy places the organism in Eukaryota, Metazoa, Arthropoda, Insecta, Phasmatodea, Bacillidae. Gene Ontology annotation, molecular function: FAD binding; molybdopterin cofactor binding; 2 iron, 2 sulfur cluster binding. The transcript has 28 exons.
AGACGGGUUGCGGCUACACCCGGGUGCAGGUGUCUCGAGCCUGACUCGGCGGCACGGCAAGGUGCCGGGGAGGUAGGUCGACCAGGCCUCCCGCACUCGGCUGUAGGCGCUGGGCUGGGAGAGCGCUGUUAUGUAAGAGCCAUACUGCGGGCUGCGGGCCGGUUCGCCCUCAGGAGGAAGGGCGUGGGGAGGGGGUGUCCACUGCCUGCAGUCCGCCGCCGCGCAGUCGCCACGCAGUCAUGGACGCGCUGGUGUUCUUCGUGAACGGCAGCAAGGUUGUAGAUCCACACAUUGAUCCGGAAUGGACCCUUUUGUUUUAUCUUCGGCAGAAAUUGCGCCUGUGCGGUACGAAGCUCGGCUGCGGCGAGGGAGGCUGCGGCGCAUGCACCGUCAUGGUGUCGCACUACGAGCAGUCCUGCAACAAAAUCGUUCACCGGUCGGUGAACGCCUGCCUGGCCCCGGUGGCCGCCAUGCACGGCCUGGCCGUCACCACCGUGGAGGGCAUAGGCAGCACCCGCACCAGGCUGCACGCUGUCCAGCAGCGCAUAGCGGAGUCGCACGGCUCCCAGUGCGGCUUCUGCACGCCGGGCAUCGUCAUGUCCAUGUACACCUUGCUGCGCAACAACCGCUCUCCGUCGGUGCACGACAUGGAGACAGCUCUGCAAGGCAACCUAUGUCGAUGUACCGGCUACCGACCAAUCCUGGAAGGGUUCCGCGUCUUCACCGAGGAGUGGGAGAGAAGACAGGCUGCUCAGUACACCAACGGUGUGAAUGGUGUGAACGGUGUCAAUGGUGUGAACGGUGUUAACGGUGUCUGUGCUCUUGGAGACAAAUGUUGCAAGAACCAGAACCCCGCAGUCGUCAGUCAAGAUGGCGAGCUUUACGACAAGACCGAGUUCGUACCGUACGAUGCGUCUCAGGAGCCGAUAUUUCCUCCUGAGCUCAAGAUGUCACCUGAUAAGUUCGCUCGAAGCAUUGUAAUUAAGGGUAAAAGAACAACGUGGUUCCGACCUGCAAGUCUUGAUGAAGUACUCACCCUUAAGCAUAAAUACCCGGAGCUGAUGUCUCGUAUCGUUAGUGGGAACACUGAAGUAGGGGUGGAGACCAGGAGCAGGAAGACCUACUUCCCCGCGCUGAUCCACCCCAGUCUGGUGCCGGAGCUGCAGGCCAUAGCGAGCACCGCGGCUGGACUGCGCGUGGGCGCCGCUGUGUCCGUCACACGCCUGCUGCAGGCUCUGCGCGAGGAGCUGGCCACUCAGCCAGAACACAGGACCCGGAUAUUUAAACAAAUCGCAGAGAUACUUCAUUGGUUUGCUGGGGAGCAGAUUCGCAACGUUGCAGCGAUUGGAGGCAACCUUAUGACGGCUAGUCCGAUCUCCGACUUGAACCAGAUCUACCUUGCUGCAGGAGCGGAAAUCGAAGUCGAGAGUAAAGAGCGAGGCCGGAGAGUACUCCGCAUCGACGAGCACUUCUUCACCGGCUACCGACGGACAGCAGUGGCGGCGGACGAGGUGUUGCUGGCAGUCACCAUCCCCUACAGCACUCAGAAUCAGUACUUCCGCGCCUACAAGCAGGCGAGGAGGAGAGACGACGACAUCGCCAUCGCCAACAUGGCGGUGAGCGUGUGGCUGGAGCCCGACACGAGGACCGUGAAGGAUCUGGCCGUGGCCUUCGGAGGACUGGCGGCCACCACUGUGCUGGCGCGGUCCGUCCGCGACAAGGCGGUCGGCAGGCGGUGGGACGAGGCGGCUCUGGAGGACAUCUAUACGGCUCUGCUGCAGGACCUGCGGCUGCCUCCUGGCGCUCCUGGCGGCAUGGCGCGGUACCGCAUGUCGCUGUCUCUCAGUCUGUUCUUGAAGGCCUUCCUCGCCAUCAGCGAGGACAUGGGUUGCGCGCUGGACCCGGCCCAACGUAGCGGCGGCUCCGGCCUCCAAGCCGAGCCCCUGAGCAGCUCCCAGUACUUCACAGUGGCGCCUCCAGGGCAGAAGGACAGUGACGUGGUUGGACGGCCGCUGCCUCACAAGUCAGCUGCGCAGCAAGCUACAGGUGAGGCGGUCUACUGCGACGACACCCCGCGCUUCCAGGACGAGGUGUUUCUUGUGCUGGUGCUUAGCACCCGUGCCCACGCCCACAUCAAGAACAUCAACCCUUCCAGAGCGCUCGAGUUGGAGGGCGCAGUUGCCUUCUUCUCAGCGGCGGACCUUCCAGGCCAUCGGAACCGCUUUGGGAUAAUGACAGAUGACGAGGAAGUAUUUGCAUCGUCUAAGGUGGCGUGCAUUGGGCAAGUGAUUGGAGCUAUUGUAGCAGUAGACCAAGCAACUGGACAGAGGGCUGCUAAACUCGUCGAUGUAGAAUACGAAGACAUCAAUGACGUCACUGUUACUUUAGAGGAGGCGAUAAAGAAGACGUCUUUCUUCCCUGGCUUCCCUUGGACGCUGGUGAGAGGAGACGUGUCGAAGGCGUUUGCAGACGCCGACCAUGUGAUCUCGGGAGAAGUGCGGUUCGGUGGCCAGGAGCACUUCUACCUGGAGCCCAACUCCUGCCUCGCCGUGCCCAAAGAAGAUAAUGAGAUGGAGGUGCUGUGCUCCGCACAGUCGCCCGCUGAUGUCCAGAAAUGUGUUGCUAAAAUGUUGAACGUGCUCAGCAACAAAGUGGUUUGCAAGGUUAAAAGGAUUGGCGGAGCAUUUGGCGGCAAGGAGACUCGGCCUUUGAUCAUCAUACUUCCAGCAGCCUUGGCGGCUCAUAAGCUGGGGCAACCAGUGCGAUGCACUCUGGAAAGAGACGAGGACAUGAUACUCACCGGGAACCGCCAUCCUUUCUUCAGCAGGUACAGUGUAGCAUUCACCAGCACAGGAAGACUGCUUGGCUGUAAGGUGAAGCUGUUCAAUAAUGCAGGGAAUACCUUGGACCUCUCUGGGGCUGUGAUGGAGAAAGCAAUGUUAACGUUUGUGAACUCUUACCUAAUACCACAUUUGAAGGUAACGGGAUACGUCUGUAGGACAAACAUACCUUCAAACACGGCAUUUAGAGGAUUUGGCGGUCCCCAAGGUAUGUUUGUCGCAGAAAACAUGAUACGAGAUGUCGCAAGAUUUCUGGGAAAAGAUCCUACACAGAUAGCGUUUAUGAAUCUUCUUCAAGACGGAGAUAUUACGCAUUACACCAUGGAAUUAGAAAACUGCACAUUGCGGAGGUGCUGGCAGGAGUGCGUACAGAGAGCCCAUUUUCAACAGAGGAAACGUGAAGUUGACAUCUUCAACAGGAAGAACCGCUGGAAAAAGAGAGGGAUAAGCAUGGUGCCGACGAUGUUCGGGAUCUCCUUCUCCACGCAGUUCAUGAACCAAGCCGGGGCCCUGGUGCUGGUGUACGAGGACGGCUCCGUGCUUCUGACGCACGGCGGCACAGAGAUGGGACAAGGCCUGCACACCAAGAUGAUCCAGGUGGCAAGCAGGGUGCUGGGGAUCCCCCACGACUACAUCCACAUCUCGGAGACCGCGACGGACAAGGUUCCCAACACGUCACCGACGGCAGCGAGUGCGUCGUCUGACUUGAACGGAAUGGCAGUCCUAAAUGCUUGUCAAACCAUCGUAAACCGCCUUAAGCCUUACCAAAAAGCAAACCCCAAAGGCAAGUGGGAAGACUGGGUUAAAGAAGCUUACUUCGACAGAGUGAGUCUGUCCGCGACAGGAUUUUACAGGACACCUAAUAUUGGAUACAACCUGGAGAAAAACCAGGGAAAUCCAUUUUCGUACUUCACGUACGGCGCGGCGUGCUCGGAGGUGGAGAUCGACUGUCUGACGGGCGACCACCAGGUUCGGCGCACGGACAUCGUGAUGGACCUGGGCGAGAGCCUGAACCCGGCGAUAGACAUCGGCCAAGUGGAAGGAGGCUUCGUCCAAGGCUACGGUCUCUUUACACUCGAGGAGACGCUGCACACUCCCUCGGGAGCCGUCUUCACCAGAGGCCCUGGCUUCUACAAGAUCCCUGGCUUCGCCGACAUCCCUGCCGAGUUCAACGUGUCGCUGCUCAAGGGCGCGUCCAACCCUCGAGCCGUGUACUCCUCCAAGGCCGUGGGUGAGCCACCUCUAUUCUUAGCAUCAUCCGUCUUCUUCGCGAUCAAGGAGGCGAUAUCAGCGGCGCGAGUGGAUGCCGGCAAGGAGGCGUGGUUCCGCCUCGACUCUCCUGCCACGGCCGAGAGGAUCCGCCUGGCCGCCGCCGACCACAUCACAGACAAGAUUGAAGAGGCUGACCCAGGAUCUUACACUCCAUACGUUGUUAGAACGUAACAAACAUCGUAGGAGCGUUCAGAGCGUUCAGUAACAUUUAAAACAAGGUUUUCUUUUGAACUCAUUUCUGUAUAUAUUGAUGAAUGCAAAUAAAAUUUACUAAGAAGAAUA